AUGCUGAUACAAGUUAAAACUGAAGAAGGGGAAGAACCACAAACAAAAAAGAAAAGAAUUAGAGUUUCAGUAGCUUGUGAUUUUUGUCGAUCGAAAAAAGCAAAAUGUGAUGGAUUAUCACCAUCUUGUUCCAACUGUUUAACAAACAAUGAAAAAUGUAUUUAUACUCAAUCAUUAAAAAGAAGAGGGUUACCAACUGGUUAUACUCAUGAUUUAGAGAAAAAAGUUUUACUUUUGCAAGGUAUGAUUGCAUCAUUAAUAACGAAAAGAAAUUAUCUAGAGAAUGAUAUAUGGGAAAUUUUAAAGAAUCCUACGGAAUUAUUUAACAAUUUGAGUAAUUUAAAUUCUACUUGGACAAAUCAUGAAAUUUUUAAAUAUAUUGAAAAUAAUCAAGAUGAAUUAAAUCCAAUACUAGAAAGUGUUAAGUCCGGUAUGGGUAGUAAAUCAGUCAAAUCCAAUGGUAAAAGCUCUACACCAGAAAGUAAAGUAGACACGAAAAAGAGAUCAAAGCCAUCAUCAUCAACAACAACAACGAGUGAUCCACCACCAAUAGAUACCCCACACUCAUUACCUGAAUUUUCUCAACAACCAGCACCAACACAACAACAAAUUGCUACUAUCACCAGUAAUAAUAAUAGUUUUCCAAAUAUACCAUCACAAUUCAAUAGUAUGCUACCGACACCAAAUGGAUUAUUACCACCGGAAGCAGUUAAUUUUGUUAAUGACCCAUCAUUCUUUUUAAAUUAUGACAUUUUCCAAUUUAUAUCAGAUGAAGUAGAAGGAGCAGGUAAUUCAGAUAACAAUUGGGAACCAGUAGCAUUACAAUAUCAUGGAUUAUCUUCUAUAAUUUCAGGUUUUACAAAUAAAGCCAUUCAACAAAAUUAUAACAAGAAAUCUAUAGCUCAUAAAAAUCCUUUCCGAGUUGGAUCAAUUUUUAAUGUUUCAUCUUUUGCUAUUGAUGCAAGUUUACAAGAAAAAAUUUCAUUACCUUCAGAAAUGUUUCAAUUCCCACCAAAUGUUCGUAAAUAUGUUGAUUAUUUUUUUCAAAUUUUCCACAUUAUGAUACCAAUGUUGGAUAAAAUUAGUAUUAAACGACACUUGAAUCACCUUCAGGCUAUCAAUGACGAUGAAGGACAAACUUUUGAUUGUAAUGUUGUUGCAUUAAUUUGGGCAAUGAUUGCAUUAGGUGAAUCAAGUACUAAUUCAAGUGGUGAUUUAAUGGAAAGUUUAAGGUAUGCCAAAAAUGCAAUCAUGGCUUUGGAGUAUUCAUUAACUUCAACAAUUGAAACAAUGCAAGCUAUGUUAUUAUUAGGUAUAUUUUAUUAUAAUGUUGGUCAAUGGGAUUUUUCCUGGGUAUUAAUUAGUUCAAGUACAAGAAUGGCUAUUGAUGUUAGAUUAAUGAGAUCUGCAACAGAUGAAGAAAAUGAAAAAUAUAAAUCAAGUAGUACAUUAAAUAAUAUAAGUAGACAAAGAACAUGGGCAGCAGUUUACGCAAUAAACACUUUGUUAGCAGCAAGAAUGGGGAGAUCACCAGUUAUAAGAGCAGCAGAUUGGCCAAUACCGCAAGUCAACAAUGAUGGAUGGGAAGAAUGGGAAUCAUGGGAAUGUUAUCAUUCAUCGGAAUCUAUAAAAUUAACUCAUGGUAGAUUUUUAACAAAAUUUAAUGAAUUUGUUAGAGCUACUUCAAUAUUGAAUUUAGCAAUUACAUCAACUAUAGAUACAUCAAAGGGUAUAAUGGAUGAAUUAGAUGAUCAAGAUAAAGCAGAUUUAAAAAUUGAUUAUGAUGAUAGACAAAAUUCAAGUAGUAUGACAAUGAGUAAUUUUGAAUCUAAAAUUAAUGAAUGGAUGAGAAAUUUACCUGAUUAUUGUAGAUUGAAAGAAGAUUUAAAUGAUCCACCAAUAGUUGCAAUUCAUGCAAUGAGACAAUUAAUAUGGUGUGUUUUAGUUGUUAGAUUAAGUUCACUCAAGGGAAAUAAUGAAAUUCAAAGAAAAAUGAUUAGAUCAAGAAAUAUUCAAUAUACAAAAGCAAUAACAGCCAUAAAGAAAUUAUUCAGUUCAGACGUGGUACAAAUGGUAAGGUAUUAUCCAUUUGUUGAUUAUUUAAUUGCUAUUGCUAUGAAUUUCCCACAAAUGAUGGAUUUUUCAACAGAACAAGAAAAAAUUAUUCAUUGUAAAGAAAUGAAUAAAUUAUUAAUAAGUGCUCAAUUUAUACCAUCAAUGAGAAUAUCUCUUGAGAUUUCAAAACAUAUGAAUGUUGAACAACAAUUACAAUUUCAAGAAACUCCAAAAGCUCAAGAAAGUCCAACAAUUGCAAAUUUAUUAAAUUCUCCUGAACAAAGACCAGCUACAAAUCCAAUGCCAACAACCAACUCGGGAAAAUUAACAUCAAUACCUUUAAAUCCACCAAUUACGAGGGUUUCAUCAAAACAUGAAUCAUUAGAUUCUCAAUCAAGAGCUUUAUUGGAUGGUGUAAACGCAUUAAGUCCUCCAACAGAUUACGAUUAUCAAGUAAAACAACAACAACAAUUACAAAAUAGAAUGCCAACUGUUCCAGAACAUAUUCAACCUCAAGUGCCAAUACAAUAUCAACAACAUUCUCAUCCACAACAUCCCCCACAUCUCAAUGGUCAACCACAUUUAAGUCCACAACAACAAAGAGUACUUGUGAAUCAACAAAAAUUACAAGCUUUUGAAUAUAAAAAUUAUCAACCUCCACCUACUUCAUUACCUAUUAUACAACAACAAGUACAUAAUCAUCACCAUCAUCAUCAACAUCAACAACAACAACAUAAGUGA
Lodderomyces jiufengensis is the source of this 2796-nucleotide messenger RNA. RefSeq names its product Zcf10p (gene ZCF10). The transcript has a single exon. Gene Ontology annotation, molecular function: DNA-binding transcription factor activity, RNA polymerase II-specific; DNA binding; zinc ion binding. The record is from RefSeq and is a predicted model, not a curated record. Gene Ontology annotation, biological process: DNA-templated transcription; positive regulation of transcription by RNA polymerase II. Lineage: Eukaryota; Fungi; Ascomycota; Pichiomycetes; Serinales; Debaryomycetaceae. The coding region runs from base 1 to 2796 and encodes 931 amino acids.